CUAUAUUUUUUGUUCGUUUUAUUGUAUGUAACUGUAUGAUUUGUCAACCCAAGCGAUGUCUACUAAAAAGUUCAAAACUUUUUCUUCCCCGAUAUGCCUGCAAAACUUCCAUUAUUUUCAAUUGCAUUGAAGAAGUCAUAUUUCAAUGCUCGGUAGGGGCACAUUCGGUUGUUUUAACCGAAAUUUUUAUUUUAAUCAUACCCUUUUCAAAUUACUAAGUCCCACAAAGCUUUCUGAUAUUGCCGCUAUUGGCAAAAGUUUCAAUUUAUGGUAAUGUUGAAAAAGCUAAACUAAAACUGUCAUUCUAAUCAAAAUACCUUUCCGUAAUGGCAACUAAGUCAGGUGACAUAAAUAACAUGACGCCAAAAAAUAGUUACGAUCCAACAGGGAAUUCUAGUAAUAAUGUUGAGGAGGCCGAUUUACAAGAAAUAAGUGCAGUAAACGAAAGCCUCGAUGAGCUGAGCAAUGCUUUGGACUUUUUCGAGCAACGCACCGAUAACAUUAUUGAACAGUUACAACAGUUAUUGCAUUCAAAUCGUGAAAUACGCCAACAGCUGGCCAUGGAAAAGGCUGAACUAAAAGAUUUUGAUAUGGAAGAACCGUAAUUAGGAACACGUAUUAAAUUGAU
This is a messenger RNA of Glossina fuscipes, 628 nucleotides long. RefSeq names its product UPF0184 protein CG14818. The coding region runs from base 327 to 605 and encodes 92 amino acids. Lineage: Eukaryota; Metazoa; Arthropoda; Insecta; Diptera; Glossinidae. The record is from RefSeq and is a predicted model, not a curated record. The transcript has 2 exons.